This is a messenger RNA of Chelonus insularis, 1179 nucleotides long. Its product is annotated as methionyl-tRNA formyltransferase, mitochondrial. Lineage: Eukaryota; Metazoa; Arthropoda; Insecta; Hymenoptera; Braconidae. Bases 51 to 1178 code for a protein of 375 amino acids. Gene Ontology annotation, molecular function: methionyl-tRNA formyltransferase activity. Gene Ontology annotation, biological process: biosynthetic process; conversion of methionyl-tRNA to N-formyl-methionyl-tRNA. The record is from RefSeq and is a predicted model, not a curated record. The transcript has 5 exons. Gene Ontology annotation, cellular component: mitochondrion.
AUUAUUGAUCAAUGCAUUAAUGAUUUAUCUUAUUGUGAUUGUCCACAACAAUGAUAUCAAAAAUUAGUCCAAAUCAUAGAUUAAAAAAUUGUGUUUCAAUUUUAGAAAAGGUAAAAAUUAAUCAUGAAUAUUCAUGCAAAAAUUUAAUCAAUUUAUGUAAAAAAGGAUUGAACACCAAAACAGAAGUUAAUAAUGUUAAUAAUGAUCACAUAACAAGAAAUUUAAGUCAACCCUGGAAAAUUUUAUUUUUUGGAACUGAUUCGUUUGCUCUUGAAAGUCUUCGAAAACUUGAACAGGAAUAUCGUUCGAAGCUGUUACUAAAUAAACUAGAAGUAGUCACUUCGUACAAAGGUAAUAGAAAUGAAGUCAUUGAAUUUGCUGAAAAAAGUAAUUUAAAGAUCCAUCAAUGGCCUGUUGAUAUUUCAAUUAAUGAUUUUGACAUUGGAGUAGUUGUUUCAUUUGGAUAUUUAAUUCCUACAUCUAUUAUAAACUCAUUUCCUCUAGGUAUGAUUAAUGUUCAUGCAAGUUUGUUACCACGAUGGAGAGGAGCUGCUCCAAUAAUUUAUUCACUUUUUAAUGGAGAUACGAAAACUGGCAUCACUAUUAUGACAAUAAAACCAAAAAAGUUUGAUAUUGGUGAAAUAUUAGCCCAAGAAAUAGUAAAUAUUGGUCCAAAUGAAAUGCAACCGGAGUUACAGAAAAGAUUAGCAGUAAUUGGCUCUGAUUUAUUAGUUAAGACAAUACAAAAAUUACCGCAUAUUUUAAAUGAAGGCAUCCCUCAAUCUACUGAUGGAUUAACUUAUGCACCGAAAAUAAAACGUGCAAUUGCCGUUGUUAAAUGGUCUGAAAUGAGUGCCGAAAAUGUUUAUAAUCUUCAAAGAGCAUUAUUUGACAUUUACCCAUUAGAAUCUAAAUUUCAAGGACAAAUACUGAAACUGUAUAAUGUUAAAUUGUUAGAUAAGUUGCAAUCUCCAUUUAAAUCGAAGAAUGAGUUAGAUAUAACACCGGGAUUAAUAGUGUAUGACAAACAUUUAGAUUUAUUGAGAGUUCAAUGCAAGGAUGGAAAUUGGGUGACAAUUGAAAAGGUAACAUUGAUAAAUCAUAAACGAAUGACAGCUAAAGAAUUUAAUAAUGGAUUUUUAAACAAAAAAAAGAAUAAAAUGAUAUUAGAAACGUAAA